UCUCAGUGACGUCAUCGCCGCGCGCCGGGCCCGGUCCGUUCCUCCCCUCCCCCCCCGCGGCGGGAGCGCCGCGCGCGGCCCCGCCACAGUGACGUCAUCGGGCGGCAUGGCGGGCGUCUCCUUCGAGGAGUUCUCGGCGCCGCCGGGCGCGGAGCUGGCGCUGGAGCCGCUCUUCGGGGGGAACAUUCUGGAAAGCGAAGGCGAGCCCGAGGCGGGGCCCGAGGGGGGCGGGGCAGCCCAGGCCCCGCCCCUCCCCCCCACGCCCCGCCCCCUGCGCGGGGGGCGUGGCCAGGAGCGGGGGGGGGAGGGGCCGGGGGGGGAGGGGCAGGGGGGCGAGGACUCCCCGGAGCUGCGGCGGCGGCGGAUGAAGCUGCAGGCGCUGGGGCGGCGCUGCCGCGAGAUACGACAGGUGAACGCGCGGGCGCUGCAGCGGCUGCGACAGGUGCAGCGGGAGACGCGCCGCAUGCGGCUGGAGCGCAGGUUCCUGAUGCAGGUGCUGGACGCUCACGGGGAUCGGUACCGGCAGGGACAGCUGACCCUGCUGCUGCAGGACGAGGGGGGUCCCUCAGGGGGGGUCGCUGCCGCCCCUCCCCCCCCCGGGAACGCCGAGAACGAACCCCCCGGGGGGGGCCCCCCCGCCCCUCCCCCACCGCCCCCCAAAACCCCCCCGGAGCCCCCCGGGCCCAAACGGCGCCGCCGAGACCCCCGGGGGGGGCGCAGGGGGGGACCCCAAAACCCCCCCAGACCCCAAAGGGCCCCCCAGAACCCCCCCGGGGGGGGCACCCAGCUCGGCCCCUCCCCCCCCUGGGGCCCCCCGAGCCCCCCCGAGAGGCCCCCGAGGGUCCCCAAAUUCUCCGACUUCGACUGAGACCCGCGGGGGGACCCCAAAAUCCCCCAAAAAAACCCCAAAAAACUCAAAUUUCUCAAUAAACGAAACUCCAACACCAAAAA
Messenger RNA from Taeniopygia guttata (zebra finch), 951 nucleotides. The record is from RefSeq and is a predicted model, not a curated record. Lineage: Eukaryota; Metazoa; Chordata; Aves; Passeriformes; Estrildidae.